UUCCCACCUGCACUGACCCCCACCCUGUGUGUCCCCCCAGGAUGCUGCCCAUCACAGAGCACCUGCUGCACCUCCUGGGACUGGAGAAGACGGCGUUCCGUUUGUAUGCCCUGUCCGGGCUCCUUCUCUCCCUGCUCUUCUUCUUCUUCCGUCUGCUGCUGCAGUUCCUGAGGCUCUGCUGGCACUUCUAUAUCACCUGCUGCCGACUGCGCUGCUUCCCCCAGCCGCCCCGGCGCAGCUGGCUGCUGGGCCACCUGGGCAUGUAUCUCCCGAAUGAGACGGGCCUCCAAGAUGAGAAGAAGGUGCUGGACAGCAUGCACCAUGUGAUCCUGGUGUGGAUAGGACCUGUCCUGCCACUGUUGGUUCUGGUGCACCCUGACUACAUCAAGCCCCUGGUGGGCGCCUCAGCUGCCGUUGCCCCCAAGGAUGACCUUUUCUAUGGCUUUCUGAAACCUUGGCUGGGAGAUGGGCUGUUGCUCAGCAAAGGGGACAAGUGGAGUCGGCACCGCCGCCUGCUGACACCUGCCUUCCACUUUGACAUACUGAAGCCCUACAUGAAGAUCUUCAACCAGUGCGCCGAUAUCAUGCAUGCUAAAUGGCAGCGCUUGGCAGAGGGCUCAGAAGUCUCCCUUGACAUGUUUGAGCAUGUCAGCCUCAUGACCCUGGACACUCUUCAGAAAUGUGUCUUCAGCUACAGCAGCAACUGCCAGGAGAAGAUGACUGAUUACAUCUCGGCCAUCAUUGAGCUGAGCGCACUGGUGGUCCGGCGUCAGUAUCGCCUGCACCACCACAUUGACUUCAUCUAUUACCGUACAGCAGACGGACGGCGUUUCCGGCAGGCCUGUGACACCGUGCAUCACUUCACCACGGAGGUCAUCCAGGAGCGGCGGCGGGCGCUACACCAGCUGGGGGCUGAGGCCUGGCUUAAGGCCAAGCAGGGCAAGACCUUGGACUUCAUAGAUGUGCUGCUCCUGGCCAGGGAUGAAGAUGGGAAGGAACUGUCAGAUGAGGACAUCCGAGCUGAGGCAGACACCUUCAUGUUUGAAGGUCAUGACACGACAUCCAGCGGGCUCUCGUGGGUGCUGUUCAACUUGGCCAAGUACCCAGAGUACCAGGAGAAGUGCCGGGAAGAGAUCCAGGAAGUCAUGAAAGGUCGGGAGCUGGAGGAACUGGAGUGGGAUGACCUAACCCAACUAUCCUUCACCACCCUGUGCAUCAAGGAGAGCCUCCGCCAGUUCCCACCUGUGACCCUGAUCUCCCGCCGCUGCACGGAGGACAUUAAGCUCCCAGAUGGGCGCAUCAUCCCCAAAGGAAUCAUCUGCCUAGUCAGCAUCUAUGGGACCCACCAUAACCCUACAGUGUGGCCUGACUCCAAGGUGUACAACCCCUAUCGCUUUGACCCGGACAACCCACAGCAGCGCUCCCCGCUGGCUUACAUGCCCUUCUCUGCAGGACCCAGGAACUGCAUCGGACAGAGCUUCGCCAUGGCUGAGAUGCGCGUGGCCGUGGCGCUGACGCUGCUGCGCUUCCGCCUGAGCGUGGACCGAACGCGCAAGGUGCGGCGGAAGCCCGAGCUCAUUCUGCGCACAGAGGAUGGCAUUUGGCUCAAGGUGGAGCCGCUGCCUCCGCGGGCCUGCGGGUCGGCGCGCCCCUGAGGAUCCCCCGGGGGCCCAAGCCCCGCCCAGAGAGGCCCAGGUUCCGCCCCCGAGGGCCCAGGCCCCGCCCUCAAGAUCCUGAGGGCAUAGACCACGCCCGUCGAAGUCCAGGCUCAUUAAGCAGCCUGGUGGCGCAGGUCACACCCACUUAAGGCAAGGCUCCGCCCCUGGAGGGUCUGAUCCCGCCCCCUGAGGUCCAGGUCCCGACCGCUGAAUGCCAGUUUCUGCCCUCUUGUUUCAAGGACCAGGAUUGGCCACUCCCCUCGGGUUUAGGCCCCGCCCCAGCAUCCUUCGGAUUCAGGCCUUCAGGCUCCGCCCAUUGAGCCUUCCAAGGACCUAAGACCUGACACCUAAGGCCUCCGGGAUACAAGCCCAGUCUACUUCAGAUCCCGGCUGGCUUUUAAACUGAGGAUUUGAGAACUGGAGCCUGAGAUCAGAACCUUGAACCGAACAUCACCUUCUUGAGGCCCCCAGCUCAUGUGGAUAACUCCUCAGGAAUUGGGUUGCAUCCCAGGGCCCACGCUGUUUGUUGUUGAUUUGUAAACCCAGACUCUCCCUUUCAAGCUCCUUCCUUCCUCCCUUGCUCAAAGGCCCUUUGCUGAGUGUCCUGAUUUUUGCAGAAUAAAAGCAAGGGAUGCAGACAUCCCCCAUCAUCCAUCCCCUAGCCAGGUCAGAUCCUUACACCUGGAUUCCAGCAAGGAAAUGAGGGGUCCUGGACAGUUGGGAAGCUGUGGGCUAGGAGGCUGGGAAGCCAUUUGUCUUCGGACAUAAACUCAGACUUUUGGGGACAGUUUGUGCAUUCAUUUAUUUCAACAUACUGCAUAGUAAGUGUCUGCUGGCACUGGGCCAGGAGCACAACACCAGGCAAAUUUCUGCCCUCAGGAGGUUGGGCGGGGGCAUAUGUUGGACAAAUAAUUCCAUGGGUAAAAUUAUUUGCGACCUGUGACAAGAGAGGCCUUGGUGCUGCACAAGCGUAAUGGGGGUGGAGGGUGGCUCAAGGAAAACUACUCUGAUGCUGAAGUUGGAGUAAAAGUUGAGUGGUGACAAGAGAGAAAAGAGCAUUCCAGGCAGCAGGAACAGCAUCUGCAAAUGUCCUGAGGUGGGAGAGAGUGUGGUAUGCUUGUGGAACUCACAAGGGGCCAGGGUGGCUGGAUCUGGGGAGUGGGGGCAGAGUGGAGGAAUGGUGCGCAGGGCCCAACAGCACAAGAACUGUGGGCCGCAUCACAGUUCAGGCUUUAUGCAGAGGGUAAUAGGGAGCUAUAGAGUGUGUGUGAGCAGGGGCAGGGGAGGUUAUGGUCAGAUCUGGGCUGUCAGGGAGGUGGCUGGGAAAGGGUGUACAGGGGGCUGGAAACUCAGGGAAGAGAGAGGCUGAGUUUGUGGGGAGAGGAGGAGUGACUAUCUAGCUGUGAGGGCUGAGGGGAGGGAGGAGGUAAGGGUGAUUGCCAAGUCUUUGACUGGAGGAGUAGUGCCUGAUAUGGUGCUAUAGAAGGUGGGCCAAUGACAAUAAUCAUAUAAUAAUCAUAUUAAUUCAUCAACUAUUUUUUGAGCAUCUGCUGUGAGCCAGGCAGUGUUUGAAUCCUUGCGUCCUUGACAUUCUAGAGGGGGAAACAGAUGACAAGUGAUAAAUAAGCAAAUAAAUAAGUUCACACAGCCUUGGAGGUCAUUGAAAGGAUUUUGAGUUUUAUUGUGACAGAAGUGGGGAGCCAUGGAGGGUUCUGAGCAAAGGAGGGACAAGAUUUGUCUUACAGUCUUGGGUUGCUACAUUGAAUAGAGACUGUGGCAAGGAUGGGAUGAGGGAGAUCAGAUUGGUGGGGGGGUGAUGUGAGAUGAUGGUGCCUCUACCCAAGCUGGGAGCUGUAGAGGUGCAAAGGGGUGGUUGGAUUAUGAUGAGAAAUGGUUGUUUCAUGAAGGUAGUGCUGGCAGGUCUGCAGAUGGUUGGAAUGUGGGGUUUGGGAGGAUGGGAGGACCCCAUGUUUGGGUCUGAGCACCUGGAAAGAUGGAAACACUAUCAGUUGAGAUGGAGAACCCCAAAUGGAGUAAGUGGUGUUUUUUUUUUUUUGGUGGGUGGGGGGAGUGAGGUGGGGGUGAGAUCAGCCUGUUAGUUUGAGCCAGGAGGAGCUGGAGAUGUCAGGCUGCCGGGUGGAUAGAUGGGUCCUGAACUUGGGAGAGAGUUCAGGGCUGGUGAUGUACAUCUGGGGAGGCUCAGUGUUUACAUGUUGUUUUAAAAGCCUCAGGACUGGGUGAGAUCAUCUGGGGUGUGUGUGUGUGUGUGUGUGUGUGUGUGUGUGUGUGUGUGUGUGUAUACAGAGGAGGGGUUUAAGGACCAAGCCCCAGGGGUCUCCAGAGUUAAUAAUGAGAUAUGAAUCGAUUGAAUGCUUCCUGUGUGCCCUUCCCAGAUAUUCUCAUUUAAUUCUCAAGGGAACUCUUAUCAUGAAAUGGGUACUGUCACUAUCUCAUUUAACAGAGGGGGAAACUGAGUUCCCCACAGUGAAAUGACUCACCUAAGGUCCUACAGCGAUAUCCUUGGGACCUCAGAGGGGGCCCUGAGUUCUUUCCUACCCCAUCUCUCGGGCUCCUCGUCCUGGCUGGGUCCCUAGCCCCUCUUUGCCCAGAAGAGGGUGUCCGCAGGGAUGGGGUAGGGGUGGGGGAGCGUGGAGGAG
Molecule: messenger RNA, 4315 nt
Organism: Aethalodelphis obliquidens (Pacific white-sided dolphin)
Lineage: Eukaryota; Metazoa; Chordata; Mammalia; Artiodactyla; Delphinidae
Gene: CYP4F22
Product: cytochrome P450 family 4 subfamily F member 22
Exons: 12
Coding region: 42-1655 (537 amino acids)
Biological process (GO): ceramide biosynthetic process
Cellular component (GO): endoplasmic reticulum membrane
Molecular function (GO): iron ion binding; heme binding; oxidoreductase activity, acting on paired donors, with incorporation or reduction of molecular oxygen
Source: RefSeq, a predicted model, not a curated record